AUGCCACACCGAGCCGUGAUUAAGCAAGAUAGAGAUACAACGAAAGUAAGAGUUGUAUUUGACGCAUCCUCUAGUGCCUCUGGCGAGCCAUCCCUUAAUGAUGUCGUUCACGUGGGACCAAACUUGAACCCAGAGAUUCUACACCUUUUGAUAAAGUUUCGUAGCGAAGCUGUGGCUCUGGUCGCCGACAUUGAAAAGGCUUUCUUGCAAAUCAGCUUACCUGAACGGGAUCGUGACGCGUUGCGGUUUUUGUGGUACGUGACAACACCGAAGAUAGGACAACCUCUUCCCGCGAUCGAAGUCCUAAGGAUGACUCGGGUGCCAUUUGGGGCGGCUGGUAGCCCAUUUCUUCUCGCCGCAACCAUACGCUAUCACUUCCGGAGGAUGUCCGAUAUGUACCCAGAUACCUGCAAGCUCCUAGCCGAGAGUUUUUACGUCGACUAUUUGGCAACCAGUAUCAGUACAGUUCAAGAGGCGAAACGCCUUUGGAAAGAAUCGGUUGACAUUCUUGAAGACUGCGGCAUGCGACUUCGGAAAUGGAGAACAAAUGAUGAACUGUUACGUGGAAUGUUUCGGGACCUAUAUAACGGCGACGACUCUAUCCGACAGACUGAGACGAAGGUACUGGGUCUUAUUUCGGACACUGACUCAGACGCUCUAAGGAUAUCUUUGAAAUCCGUGCUGGAAUUCUUACACACCGCGCAUGAUACCAAACGAACAGUACUUCAAGCCACAGCGCGGGUCUUCGAUCCACUCGGAUUUCUAGCACCGUUUGUUAUCACGGCGAAGGUCAUGUUCCAGCGACUUUGGCAGAAGGGAAUACGUUGGGACGAAGUUCUCCCACCUGACAUACUUGAAGACUGGCACUCUUGGUGUCGCGAGCUUCCCAAAGCCAAUGAUUUGUGCAUUCCCAGAAGGAUAAAGCGCACGGGGACAGUCCGACAACAAACGCUUCAUGUAUUCUGCGACGCUAGCCCGCAAGCUUACGGAGCCGUCAUCUACGUCAGAACAAUACAGGAAAGCAGCCUGUGCACAGUUCGUUUAGUCGUGGCAAAGUCUAGAGUUGCUCCUUCGAAGACGGUUUCUCUCCCACGCCGGAACUGCUGGGGGCGUUACUGA
Molecule: messenger RNA, 1119 nt
Organism: Ornithodoros turicata
Lineage: Eukaryota; Metazoa; Arthropoda; Arachnida; Ixodida; Argasidae
Exons: 1
Coding region: 1-1119 (372 amino acids)
Source: RefSeq, a predicted model, not a curated record